ACUCAACCAUUUCUAGGCGAAGCAUAAGGAUUGGAAGUUAACCAAUUCUCAAACCAUGAAUAUGAAGUAUGUGGUCGUGCUUGUCAUAGCAAUUGCAGCAAUGGCAGAAGCAGCACAAUACACUGUAGGAGACGACAUGGGUUGGAUGGUUCCUCCCACUCCUGACUAUUAUGCUACAUGGGUUUCCAAGUAUUACUUCGUUGAGAACGAUACUCUAGUGUUUAACUUUAAACAAGGAAUGCAUGACAUCACUGUACUAACCAAGGAAGACUUCGACUCAUGCAACAUGGCAAAUCCUUUGUUUCAAUCCCCAGAACCAGGUGAGGUUAUGGUUAUGGCCAGCGACACAUUUUACUUCACCUGCAGCUUCGGUCAGCACUGCGCUAACGGCCAGAAGUUCGCCAUUUACUUUGCCUCUGCACCUUUGCCUCCCAGUCCAAGUCCAUUUCCAAGUGAAUCUGCUACUGUCGAAAAAGCUAAGCAGUCCCGGAAGUUCAAGUUUGUAUCGAUGGGAAACUAG
Molecule: messenger RNA, 520 nt
Organism: Fragaria vesca subsp. vesca
Lineage: Eukaryota; Viridiplantae; Streptophyta; Magnoliopsida; Rosales; Rosaceae
Product: cucumber peeling cupredoxin-like
Exons: 2
Coding region: 56-520 (154 amino acids)
Cellular component (GO): plasma membrane
Molecular function (GO): electron transfer activity
Source: RefSeq, a predicted model, not a curated record